GGAUGGGUGACACUGAAGAGUUCCAGCUCCUGGAUCCUGCACUGCAGAAAGCAGCAGUGAAUGUGAAGAAAAAGGAGACGUUGAAAAAAAAGGUGGAGUGCAAGGAAGAGAAGGAGAAGAAGAAACGAAAGCUCAUGGCAAAGCACAAACACUCAGAAGAGCCAGAUGCCAAGGAUCUGGCCUCGCUGCGGCAGUGCCUGGGACCUGGCUGUGUGUAUCCCACCCGGCCAGGCUCCAAGUACUGCUCAGAUGACUGUGGCAUGAAGCUGGCAGCUGCCCGCAUCCAUGAGAUUCUGCCCCAGCGCAUCCAGCAGUGGCAGAUGAGCCCCUGCAUUGCUGAGGAGCAUGGCAAGAAAAUGCUUGAGCGCAUCCAUCGUGAGCAGCAGGACACUCACGCCCGCCUGAAGGACAUGGAGCGCAAAUUCUAUGAACUUGAGGCCAUAAUUCUGCGUGGCAAGCAGCAGCCUGUGUGCAAGAGUGAGGAGACCAGCAAAAGUAACAGGAACCACGCAAACCUGCAGAUCUUCUGUGUCUCCUGCGGGCAGUCAGUUAGCCACCAUGUCGCCCUGCGCCACAUGGAACACUGUUUUGUCAAGUAUGAGCGCGACUUCUCCUUUGGGUCCGUGUAUCCCACUUGCAUUGAAGGGGCCGCCAGGCUCUUCUGUGAUGUUUACGACCCAAAGAGUAAGAGGUACUGUAAGCGGCUUCAGGUGCUGUGUCCUGAGCACUCGAGAGAUCCCAAGGGAUCAGAUGAUGAGGUGUGUGGUUGCCCACUAGUGCAGAAUGUCUUUGAGUUCACUGGUAAUUUCUGUCGCCUCCCUAAACGCGUGUGCAACCUCCACUACUGCUGGGAGAAGCUGAGGCGUGCUGAGGUGGACCUAGAGCGUGUUCGCACG
Suricata suricatta (meerkat) is the source of this 896-nucleotide messenger RNA. RefSeq names its product CXXC-type zinc finger protein 1-like. The annotation marks the transcript as partial. Gene Ontology annotation, biological process: positive regulation of DNA-templated transcription. The transcript is spliced from 7 exons. The record is from RefSeq and is a predicted model, not a curated record. Lineage: Eukaryota; Metazoa; Chordata; Mammalia; Carnivora; Herpestidae. Gene Ontology annotation, cellular component: Set1C/COMPASS complex.